AACGUCAUUACACGUCAUUUUUGUGCGACGCGAUGUUUUGGAGCUGGUCCGAGCGUUCUGAUGGUUUGGUUCACUGUAAAUACGAACUGUUUUAGUAAUUUAUGAACUUGAUAGCGGCGGAUGAACAGCGUAGACAUGAAGAGUUUGCACGCGAUGGUGCGCGAGGCUGCUGUUAAUCACGGCGAUAAAACCGCUGCCAUCUUCGACACCGGCGCGUCGCGUGCUACUUGCCUGACCUAUCAUCAGCUCGCAGCGUUAGGGAACGAGCUAUGCAGACAUCUGCAGGGAGCAGUAGGGGAGAAUGCACGUGUUCUCGGUGUGUUCUGUGAUGUGAGCAUCUUCCUCCCUGUCUGGAUCUUUAGUGUCUUGCAGGUGCCUGCUGCCUAUGUUCCUCUGGACCCAGUCUCACCACCUCUGCUUACCAUGAGAAUAAUGGACAGAUGUCAGUUGAAGUUCUGCUUGAUACAGAGCACUUUGCUGCAGCAAUUCCAGAGUGCCUUUUCUGGUUCAUUGUCAAUUGAAGUGUUUGCAGCCUGGUCAGAACAUAAGCUUACUUUAGUAAAGCUUCACAGAAAUUCGCUGUUGUCAGCUGAAGUAAGCAACAGCCGGCUGGUGGAAGAUAAUCCGACGUUAAAGACACAGCAGGAGGAAAGACAGCCUCCCGGUGUUGAUGAUCCUGGAAAGGAACACCAGGCAGAAGAGUUAGCAUAUGUUCUGCACACAUCUGGAACAACAGGGCUUCCUAAAAUAGUUAAAGUUCCACACAAGUGUAUUGUGCCUAAUAUAGUACAUCUCAGCUCUUUAUUUCAGGUGACCCCUGAGGAUGUUGUGUUCCUAGCAUCACCUUUAACCUUUGACCCUUCAGUGGUGGAGAUGUUUUUGGCCCUGUCUUCUGGAGCUUGUCUUCUGAUAGUUCCCUCAGCUGUGAAAAGGAUGCCUAGCAGACUAGCCAAUGUGUUGUUUAGACGAAACGCCACCACAAUUUUACAGUCCACCCCGACUCUACUGCGGCGCUUUGGGGGACGUGUCCUGCAGGAGGAGAUACUCAGUGCAGGCUCCUCGUUGAGGGUGUUGGCUUUGGGAGGAGAGGUAUGUCCAUCGCUAUUUCUCCUCAACAGCUGGAAACAAGCAGGGAACAAGACGCGUAUUUAUAAUCUCUAUGGCACCACAGAAGUUUCGUGCUGGGCUUGUUGCUACAAGCUGCCAGACUCAGAUCUCCUCUCCUCAGACCACAUGGACAGUGGAUCUGUGCCUCUGGGGGAACCGCUCAUGGACACUGCUGUGGAAGUAAGAGAUGAAAAUGGAUGUUUGGUCACUGAAGGAGAGGGACAGGUCUUCAUAGGUGGUCAGGAGAGAGUAUGCUUGCUAGACAAUGAGACGAUGACUGCUGCGAUGAAAGGAGUGAUGCGUGCUACAGGGGACUGGGUGAUGGUGCAGAACUCGAACCUUUAUUACUUGGGUAGAAAGGACCGGCUGGUCAAACGGCAUGGUCAGGUGCUACACCUGGAUGCCUUACAACAGGCCAUGGAAAGCUUGCCUCAGGUAGAAGGUGGUGUGGUGGGUUUGCACAAGAGCAGCAGAUUGGUGGCCUUUGUGGUGCCCAAAAUUGACACAAGAACCGUGUCCUCUGAACACAGCUCCACUAAGGACUCUGAAGACUCCCAGGUUUCCUCCAGAGCUCUAGAAAUGGAAGUGCUUCAAGGACUGUCUCAACUUGUGCCCAGUCACAGCAUUCCAGAUACUGUAUUAUUGGUUCCUGCCCUGCCACUCACUAAUCAUGGUAAAGUGGCCAUGGAGAAGCUGAUGAGGAUGUACGAGAGACAGAGAGAGGGUAGCGGUAAGCACACUAGAGUUGGCAACAUGGAGACUUUGAGAGAAAGACUACAGGCACUAUGGAAGGAGUGUCUAGGUCUUUGUGAUGAUGGUGUUGUCGCAGACGAUGCCCACUUCAUGUUAAGCGGUGGGGAUUCUCUACAAGCGCUACGCCUCUUCGAUUACAUCACUGUUACUAUGGAAACCGCUUCUGCGGGUCUGCUGGAGGUCAUUCUAGACGGCUCUUUUUCAGAUGUCCUGAAACACAUCACAGCAACCCACCAAAAUCCUAUCAAGACGACAGGCAAGAGACAACCCGAAAGUUCUGCGUCUGUUGUUCCAUCUAAGAGGUACCACACAGAAGUUGACUCAAACUUUGACCCUGAGAUGAUUUUGCCACCUGUGGUGUCCUCAGAGAGAAGCACUAUGAGAUUUGUAGUUGUUCGUAGAGCUGGAGAUGUUGUAUUUUGGGAUUAUUUACAAGAGAAUUAUCAGAGUGCAGAACUCAGCCCAUUAUCUAUAAGCAAACCAAGUCUGACCACCACGAACAGUUCUUCUGGAAGAGCCACAGACAUCAUUCACGUUAGUAGAGACAUUCCAUCUGGGGAUGGACAAAGUCAUCACUGUAACUCAGGAAGUGGUGUUACUUUACAACCAGGCAUUACAAAAGACCGCCAACCCCUGGGCCUGCAGGUCUGUUGGAGUUCUGACACUGGCAGAUGUGUGGACGCUUCACCAGUGCUACUGGUUGGUCCUGAGCGAACGACAGUGUUUAUUGGGUCUCACUCGCACAGACUGCAGGCUCUGGACCAGAGCAAUGGUGAGGUGGUGUGGGAGCGUGUGCUAGGGGACCGACUGGAAUCUUCUGCUGCUGUUUCUAAAUGUGGAACCCUGGUGGCAUUAGGGUGUUAUGAUGGGCAGGUGUAUUUUCUGAGCGUGGACUCGGGGCAGACGUGCUGGGUGUUUAAGACAGGAGAUGCAGUGAAGAGUUCUCCUGCUGUAGACUCUCAGACUGGUCUGUUUAUCAUCGGGUCCCAUGAUGGAUUUGUCUAUGCAUUAGAACCAUUGGUGAAGCGUUGUGUAUGGAAAUACUAUUGUGGAGGUGGUGCGGUGUUUUCUUCCCCGUGUGUCCACUCCUGUCCCAGGCGGCUAUACUCGGCCACACUACGGGGGCAGCUCCAUUGCCUCAGUCCAGACAGUGGUAAAGUCUUGUGGACAUAUUCCACUGAUGUUCCGUUUUUCUCCUCCCCUUCCUGUUCUGACUCCUGCGUCUGCAUUGGUUCAGUGAAUGGACACAUCAGUGCAUUGAGCCAUGAUGGAAAUGUGUUGUGGGAUUUUCUCACCGAUGGACCUGUCUUUUCAUCGCCAUGCCUGGCCUCAUUGCCACCUUCAGUCAAUCAAAGAACCAGAUCUGGAGCAUACGACGGUUGCACAACAUUAUCUAUAGCUUGUCAAGCUGUUUUUUGUGGGUCACAUGAUUGCUGUGUAUACUGCAUCAAUCCUGCUAAUGGAUCAUUACUGUGGCGCUUCCAAACCACAGGCAAGGUGUAUUCCAGUCCUUUUGUUUUUGAUGGUAGUCCCUGGGGCAUAAGAACCCUGGUAGCUGUAGCUUCAACUGAUGGAACACUGUGGGUACUAGAUGGAGAACAUGGAACACUGAAAGCCUCUUUCGUCUUACCUGGUGAACUCUUCUCCUCUCCUAUCGUGUGGGGUCACACUGUAGUUGUAGGAUGUCGUAAUGACUACGUGUACUGCUUGGAACUGACUAGCAGGAAGGAUUAACUAAAGCAUCUCUGAGUACAAUAUGUCAGAUGUUCUUAUUGGUUAAAUAUGUAAAUGGCUAUGUAACGUAUAUAAAACGCUCUAAAAUAAUAGUAGCAUUUUAGCACUAUGUACUGGUAUUGUACAGAUGUUAAUAUAUUAUUUUGUCAUAUUUCCUAAGAUAGAUUUCUAGUAAAGGUCGACCGUUUUGUCGAUAGUUAAAGCAAUCGGUUAUCUCCAGAAAUCCACGCAGAUAAUUUUUCCUGGUUGCAUCCGUUGAGGGAGCGGCUGAGAAGGAUCUGCUGUCAUUAUCCAGUACGAGAGCAGCCUCUGGAGGCGAAAUAAAAACUAUCACUGACAAGUUUUGUUGUUAUUUGAAAUGAUUUUUUUAAAAUUCAGUUUGGAUGUACAGUACUGUGCAAAAGUUUUAGCCACCCUAAUUUUUUUUAGUACAAACUUUGUAAUAGAUGUUUUUUUUUUAUAUAUAUAUUUUAUGACUUCUACAUUAUUGAGUCAGUACAAAAAAACAUUAGAUUUCCAGCACAGAAUUAAAUGUUAAAGAAAAAUGUUCGUAUGUCGUUAAAGAAAGCAGCAUAUUACAUAAUAGAGAUCACUUUUCAGACAAAAAAACUCCUAAUGAAGGCUGCUGGAUUUUGCUUCAAAGAAGCAAGUGCGACAGUCAAAGUCUCCAGAAGAACCGUCGCUGGUUCUAGAACAUGCUCAAUAAAACUUGCAGCUCAUUAUAAAACUGCACUAAUUGUACCGUAGAUUACUAUUGAAUUUUUUUUGUUUCAUUUAUUACUGUUUACUGUUCUUUAUGGUAUUUUUUUUCUAAUAUAUGUAAAAACAUUUAAUUUCAUUAUUUUGAAGGCAUCUUUGCUCUACAGCAUUUAUUUGCAUGAGCCUAAAACUUUUGUACAGUACUGUAUAUCCUUUA
Messenger RNA from Ictalurus punctatus (channel catfish), 4510 nucleotides. It is a transcript of the gene aasdh, whose product is annotated as aminoadipate-semialdehyde dehydrogenase. The coding region runs from base 121 to 3594 and encodes 1157 amino acids. Gene Ontology annotation, molecular function: protein binding. Gene Ontology annotation, biological process: amino acid activation for nonribosomal peptide biosynthetic process. Lineage: Eukaryota; Metazoa; Chordata; Actinopteri; Siluriformes; Ictaluridae. The record is from RefSeq and is a predicted model, not a curated record. The transcript is spliced from 14 exons.